Molecule: messenger RNA, 2427 nt
Organism: Aspergillus bombycis
Lineage: Eukaryota; Fungi; Ascomycota; Eurotiomycetes; Eurotiales; Aspergillaceae
Gene: vtc4
Product: putative vacuolar transporter chaperone (Vtc4)
Exons: 5
Coding region: 1-2427 (808 amino acids)
Biological process (GO): vacuolar transport; polyphosphate metabolic process; microautophagy
Cellular component (GO): fungal-type vacuole membrane; vacuolar transporter chaperone complex
Source: RefSeq, a predicted model, not a curated record
AUGAGGUUCGGAGAGCAUCUCCGAUCGUCGAUGAUCAAAGAGUACUACUGGUACUACAUCGCCUACGAUGAAUUGAAAAGAGCUCUGAGGACCGAUUUUGUCGCCGAACCAGUUUCUUCAUACUCAAAACGCGAUCGCAGGCCAUGGACAGAAGAUGACGAGAAACACUUCGUAUCGCUGCUGGAAGGUGAACUGGACAAGGUGUUUAAUUUCCAGCGCACGAAAAGCGAGGAAAUUGUUCGUCGCAUCCAGUCGAGCGAGAAGGAAGUCAAUGAUGUAGUCUCGCGCCUAGAGACGGCCACGGCGUCGGGCUCGCGCCGUCAAAGCGUCCGUUCUAGCAUUUGCCCUCCGUCCGAUGAGGAUUUCAUGGUCCUUGAGCAGGUCUUGAGUGACAUCAUUGCCGACGUCCAUGAUUUGGCCAAGUUUACCCAGCUCAACUACACUGGGUUUCAGAAAAUUAUCAAGAAACACGAUAAAGAAACCAGCUGGCAUCUCAAGCCAGUUUUUGCGGCACGACUCAAAGCCAAGCCUUUCUUCAAGGAUAAUUAUGAUGCGUUCGUGGUGAAGUUGUCCAAGCUCUAUGAUCUGGUUCGCACCAAAGGAAACCCGGUUAAGGGAGACUCUUCCGCUGGUGGCACACAGCAAAACUUCGUUCGCCAAACAACUAAAUACUGGGUUCAUCCUGAUAAUAUCACCGAGCUGAAGCUCAUCAUCCUUAAGCACCUUCCCGUGCUCGUCUUCAAUCCCCAGAAGGAGUUCGAGGAAGAGGACACUGCUAUCACUUCCAUCUACUACGACAAUUCGGACACAUGGGAGCUGUACCAAGGACGGUUGAAGAAGACGGAAGGAGCCGAGGCCAUUCGAUUGCGCUGGUACGGUGGCAUGAAGAGUGACCAAAUUUUCGUCGAGCGAAAGACUCAUCGCGAGGAUUGGACCGGAGAGAAGUCGGUCAAAGCCCGUUUCUCCCUCAAGGAAAAGAAUGUUAAUGCUUACCUGGCUGGAGAGCUGACGACCGAGGCUAUUUUCGACAAGAUGAGAAAGGAUGGUAAAAAGAGUGAAGACGAAAUCAACAAUCUCGAACAGCUAGCUCAAGAGAUCCAAUACCGGGUCAUCACACGACAGCUGAAGCCUGUCACUCGGACCUUCUACCAUCGAACUGCUUUCCAGUUGCCGGGCGACGCCAGAGUCCGUAUAUCGCUUGAUACUGAAUUGACCAUGGUCCGCGAGGAUAAUCUCGAUGGUCACCGCAGAGCCGGAGACAACUGGCGCCGAAUGGAUAUCGGUGUCGAUUUCCCUUUCUCCCAGUUGCCCCCCGAAGAUGUGGAACGGUUUCCUUAUGCCGUUCUUGAAGUGAAACUUCAGACCCAGGCCGGUCAAGAGCCCCCCCAAUGGAUCAGGGACCUGACGGCGAGUCACCUAGUAGAAGCGGUUCCCAAGUUCAGCAAGUUUAUCCACGGUACAGCGACUCUUUUCCCCGAUCGUAUCAACCUCCUUCCGUUCUGGAUGCCACAGAUGGAUGUGGACAUUCGUAAACCCGCGAUGGGCCGGUUUGGUAUUGAACGACCGCUGGCGAGUACUUCACUAUCAGCCAAUGAGACACCCGACGACGAUUAUGACUCAGAUGAGGACGAAUUAGAUGACAGAGGGCACGCCAAUGGCGAUCGGAGGGAUCCUCGCAAUGAUCUGUUCGCCGAUUCAGACGGAAACGCUUUGGAUAUAGAGGAACGCAUCGCCGCCCAGCCGCUUCCGGGAGAUGAAGACUACCCGUUGUAUGACUCAGACGAGGAAGAUACUGUCGAUUCAGACGAACUGGAAGAGGCGCGACGAGUCGGUGGGAUGCACUAUUACCGACAGUUGGCCAAAUACUACAGCCAGCAAGCUGGAAGUGCUGUAGUAUCUGGACUCAUAGCACUCAUUCCUCGGCCGAGACCAACCAACUUGCCACCCCCGGAACAAAGGGGAAUCGCUGUCAUGGGAAACAAGCGUACCGUUAAGCGAUUCAUCGCUCCGAAGGGAAAGCGUAUCCACGUCCCGGUUCGUGUCGAGCCCAAAGUCUACUUCGCCGCGGAGCGGACCUUCCUCUCGUGGCUUGAAUUCUCAAUUCUCCUGGGUACUAUCGCAGCCACCUUACUGAACUUUGGUAACGACUACAUCACAUUCGCAUCUUCCUGGGCAUUUACCGUGCUCGCAGCCCUGGCCCUCGUGUACAGUCUUGUGCUCUACAUCUGGCGAGUGGACAAGAUCCGCAAGCGCCGCGACGUUAAACGAGUCUACUACGAGAAAUGGGGACCAACCGUCGUUGGCGUUGGUCUUGCGGCUGUCCUAUUAGUGAACUUUAUCCUACGAGCACGUCAAGCCGGAUUCACCGCGAGGGACAACUACGACUACCCAGGAAAUGGCCAAGGUUCCGACUCCGGAGAAUUAUGA